AUGAAAAUGAAGCUUCAAUCAACAACGACGAUUUUGAUCUGUAUAUCUACAUUGUUGCUGCUGUUGCGCGGAGGGGCAGGGGAAUCGGAACGAGUUUUCUAUGACUGGGUUGUGUCUUUCUCCACACUUGCUCCUCUAGGCGUGGAAAAGCAGGUGAUUGUGCUCAAUGAUCAGUUCCCUGGACCAACGUUGAAUCUAACAACAAACGACGUCGUGAACAUCAAUAUCCACAAUAACUUGACAGAUCCAUUUCUCAUGACAUGGAAUGGAGUGCAAAUGAGGAGGAAUUCAUGGCAAGAUGGGGUGCAGGAGACUAACUGCCCAAUAUUGCCUGGCCAAAACUGGACUUACAGUUUCCAAGUGAAGGAUCAGAUCGGGAGCUUCUUUUACUUCCCUUCACUCUUCCUACAGAAGGCUGCAGGUGGAUAUGGUGCAAUCAGAGUCAAUAAUCGGGUCGUUAUUCCCGUUCCAUUCCUUCGACCAUACAAAGAGCAUGAUGUUCUGAUUGGAGAUUGGUACAACGCAGACCAUCGAGACCUGAGAGCUUCACUUGAUGUAGGUGGCACACUUCCUAAGCCUGAUGGAAUUCUCAUCAAUGGAGCAGGGCCUAAUCAAACAGUCAUUGAUUUUGAACCAGGAUUUGUGUACAGGCUAAGGAUUUCAAAUGUGGGUUUAAGAACAUCAUUGAACUUCAGAAUUCAGGACCAUUGGAUGUUGUUGGUGGAGGUUGAAGGGUCUUAUACUGUACAACAAUAUUAUGAUUCUCUGGACAUCCAUGUUGGCCAAUCUUACUCUGUUUUAGUCACUGCCAAUACGAACCAAUCUUCCUUCUACAUGAUCGCAAGUUGUCUUUAUACAUCCGACCAGUUGGCCGGUGUUGCUAUUAUUCACUAUCCGGACUCUCAAGGAGAUCCAUUUGGCCCUUUUCCACCAAGGCCGGACUCUUUCGAUUACCUUCCAUCAUUAUGGCAAGCUCGCUCGAUCAGGUGGAACUUGUCAGUAGGAGCAGCUAGACCGAAUCCCCAAGGUUCCUACCAUUAUGGAAGCAUCAACAUCUCUCGUACACUCGUUCUCGAGAAUGGUGUAAUGGAAGAGGAAAACAGAAGAAGAUACACUGUAAAUGGAGUUUCAUUUGUGCAUCCCUCCACACCAUUGAAGUUAGCAGAUUAUUUUCAAUUCACUGUUCCUGAUACUCCAUUGAGUGCAAGCAACCCUUUAUUGGGUACUUCCGUUAUCGAUGCGCCGUACAAAGAUUUCUUCCAUAUUAUUUUUCAAAACCCUCUCGAAACCUUACAGACAUGGCACCUUGAUGGCUACAACUUCUUUGUUGUGGGCAUGGAUUAUGGGGUAUGGAAUGAAAGUAUGAUGGAGAAAUACAAUAUGGUUGAUGCUAUUUCGCGCUCCACAGUUCAAGUGUAUCCAUUGUCAUGGACUGCGAUACUGGUGAAGUUGGAUAAUUAUGGAAUAUGGAAUCUGAGAUCACAGAAUGCAGAAAAAUGGUAUCUUGGGCAAGAGCUGUACUUAAGAGUUCAUGGAAAGGAGAAUAGCCCAAGAGAUGUUUCCACAAGGGACGAAGCUCCAAUUCCUGCAAAUGUUAUUAUGUGUGGUAGGCUCUUAAAUCAGACUCUUGCAAUUUAUUGCUGGAAAGGGCAGAGACAGAUGAAGGGGAAGCAAGUAAUGGAUUUGGUCCCUUAUACCUCUUCAUCUUCUGUAAUACUUCUGCUUGAUCCUCCAGAUGGGGAUAGGCCUUGA
Tripterygium wilfordii is the source of this 1752-nucleotide messenger RNA. Its product is annotated as L-ascorbate oxidase homolog. The transcript has 9 exons. The coding region runs from base 1 to 1752 and encodes 583 amino acids. Gene Ontology annotation, molecular function: copper ion binding; oxidoreductase activity. NCBI's taxonomy places the organism in Eukaryota, Viridiplantae, Streptophyta, Magnoliopsida, Celastrales, Celastraceae. The record is from RefSeq and is a predicted model, not a curated record.